This is a messenger RNA of Lactuca virosa, 318 nucleotides long. Lineage: Eukaryota; Viridiplantae; Streptophyta; Magnoliopsida; Asterales; Asteraceae. The record is from the annotation of a GenBank genome assembly.
AUGUUACAUCAAGUGGAGGAUGGAGUGCAAGUAGAUACGGUUGAAGUGGAGGAUGCAGUUCAUGUGGAGGUUCAAGUGAAUCCAGUUCAAGUGGAUUAUGCAUUGCAAGUGGAUAAUGCAGUGCAAAUGGAAGAUGCAGUGCCUGAGGAAGAUGCAAUUCAAGUGGAUGUUGCAGUUCCUGCUCAACCUAUUGCAACUGGGAAGAGGAUAAGGAAGUACGCAGAAGGAAUUACUAAGAAAGGGUUGAGGAGGACGGUCUUGAAGAAUGAAGAAAUCACUGAUCACCACCCAAUGCAUUGGAAUGAUUAUAAGUUUUAA